This is a messenger RNA of Corythoichthys intestinalis (scribbled pipefish), 4469 nucleotides long. RefSeq names its product zinc finger protein OZF-like. The record is from RefSeq and is a predicted model, not a curated record. Gene Ontology annotation, biological process: regulation of transcription by RNA polymerase II. Bases 365 to 1975 code for a protein of 536 amino acids. NCBI's taxonomy places the organism in Eukaryota, Metazoa, Chordata, Actinopteri, Syngnathiformes, Syngnathidae. Gene Ontology annotation, molecular function: RNA polymerase II cis-regulatory region sequence-specific DNA binding; DNA-binding transcription factor activity. The transcript is spliced from 3 exons.
UUUUACAAUAUACAUUUUUAGUUGUAAUUUGGGCUGUUUUUGAUUUAUAUUCUUCAACUAGGCGGGUUUUACUGUGUGAUUGGACUGGAGAGUGGAGACUGUCUUUCCCAUCAUGCAAUCCUGGUCGGAAAAGCAAAAGAUAAACGUGGCCAAGGUGGAACAUAUUUUUCUUUGUCUUUGGCUUGUUUUUCCUCGAUUUCAGUCACUUCACUAAACCGAAGCCUCGACGACGUGUCCAGCAUUAGCCACAUUACGGACUGAAACAUCAGUUUUCGAGUCUUAGCACUCGUUGAAGUUUUGCUACCGUAGCCUAGCUGGCCAACCGCUAACAAAGCUGCAAGGCACGUCGUCAAGCGUUCAGAAAAUGUCCGGGAGAACGACAGCGGGUGAGGAGGAACUUUGUGGAGUAAAAGAGGAGCCCCCACAUCACCAACACUGGACUUUGUGCGAAACAAUGCACGUAGAGGGUUUUCUUCACAAACUAGAAGAUGUCAGCCAAGCUCAUCUUCCUGAGCACCAGGAGUCUGCAUGCAUCAAGGAGGAGGAGGAAGAGUCGCCAUGCUUCACGGAGGAGGAGAAAGAGUUCAUACACCUUCAAGCUUUUAAAGAAUAUCUUGAUGCUGAGCGGCAGGGGCCAGAAUCUCCUGGCGUUAAAGAGGAUGUUGGGCUCCCCCAAAUCAAAGAGGAGGAGCAGCCAGAACCAUGUCAACAAAAGCAGCUUUCAAUCAAACAGGAGGAGGAGGAGGAGCUGCCAUAUGUUAAAGAGGAGGAAGGUAUCAGCAGGGCAACUGGUGAGCCCUUGAAGAGUGAAGAUGGUCUGAGUGAGAUCAGCAGAGGGGUGGAGCCUCCGAGCUGCAGCAGCAGCUCAACAGAAGGAUUGCAAGCGGACAGUUUCACCGCUCAUUUAUCAGAUAGUGAAGACGCCAUGUCACAUUCGCCUGACAGUGAUGAUGGUCAUAAGAGAGCCGACAGUGUCGACAAACGCAAAUGCUCUCAGUGUGGGAAAACCUUUACUGAUAAGUAUUCUUGUCGUAGGCAUAUGAGGAACCACACUGGUGAAAAACCUUUUGCCUGCUCAGUUUGUGGUCAAAGAUUCAGUCGCAAGAGCAGCUUAACAGAACACAUACAAAUCCACACUGGCGAAAAACCUUUUUCCUGCUCAGUUUGUGGUCAAAGAUUCAGUUGCAAGAACUUUUUACAAAUACACAAAAGAACUCACACGGGAGAAAAACCUUAUUCCUGCUCAGUUUGUGGUCAGGGAUUCAGUCACAAGAACACCUUACGAUUACAUGAAAGAACCCACAUGGGAGAAAAACCUUUUUCCUGCUCAGUUUGUGGUAAAAGAUUCCCUCAAAAAAGAAACUUAAAAUCACACGCGAGAACCCACACCGGGGAAAAACCUUUUUCCUGUUCAGUUUGUGGUCGAAGAUUCAGGUAUAGGAACGCCGUAAAAAUACAUGAAAGAACCCACACGGGAGAAAAACCUUUUUCCUGUUCAUUUUGUGGUCAAAGAUUCUACCAGAGUAGUGCCUUAAAAGUACACGAAAGAACCCACACGGGAGAAAAACCUUUUUCCUGCUUAGUUUGCGGUAAAAGCUUCGCUUCAAAGAACCAAUUGACGACACACGAAAAAAAACACACAGGUGAAAAACCUUUUACCUGCUCAGUUUGUGGUAAAAGCUUCGCUUCAAAGUACCAAUUGGCGACACACGGAAAAAAACACACAGGUGAAAAUCCUUUUACCUGCGCAGUUUGUGGUAAAGGAUUUGCUCAAAGGUCAAAUUUAAAAUCACACGAAAGAACCCACAACAGAGAAAAAUUUGUUUCCUGCUCAGUUUGCGGUCAAAGAUUCAGUCACACGAACACCUUAACAUCACACAAAAAAACCCACACAGAGAAAAACCUUUCCCCUGCUAUAUUCAUUCACAAGAACACCUUACAAUCACAAUCUUUUCAAUUUGAUGUCUCACCCUAAUAUAGAUGUUUGUAUAGAAAAAAUAAAAACAUGAAUGGCUUUGUUCUUAACUGUCUUUCAGUUACAGCUCACAUGGUACAUUCCAUUACUAUUCAUAGCCCAUUUGCUAAUAUAGACAUGCAAAGUUUGUUAUUCAUACAGUUCGUGCAGGUAUAGGCAACCUAAUGGCACGAGUUGAGUACAGCACCUCCCAUGUUUUCAUAUCCCCAAGUACCUUCAUUUGGUCAAAAGAUCGCACCAUUGUCUCAUAUAUAAUAGCGUCCCACACGAAUGCUAUUUUUAGACUGUGACGUCGUAUCGUAAAGCGAAAGUUAUCGACCCGCCCUCGCAUAGAAACAAUGUUAAUUCUGCUACUUAUCUUUCGGUAAUCUUUCAAAAAAGAACAUGCCGAUCAAACACUGCUGCUAUGGAACUUGUAGAAAUGACUCUAGACACUCGAGACAAAAUUUGAAGAAUGAAUCAACUUGCGCGGACUUUUAACACCAGCUCGAGGAAGUCACGGUAAAGCCAUUCAAAUUUCAUAUGCAGUAAACAUUUUGUUGGGUUGGCAUGCUCCUUCAGAGGACAAAAAGGUAAGCCAUUUGGAUAUUUUUAACUUAUUUUUUAGCGUGGCGUUGUGCAGUGCUGCUUCUGUCUGACACUGAAUGACCUGUAAAGAAUUAAAAUGGUAUCUGACUGCCACUGUUACCUUUUCUGUUGUAAAACAAACUUUAGUAAGGGGAAGGUGUAAAUAAAUUACAGAAUUAAGAUUUGCUAUUAAUAAAAAAAUGAAGUGUUCAUUGUAGAGCUGUCCCGACUAGUCGACAUAGACGACGUCAUCGAUGAGGUAAAUCCGUCGACGAGCACAACAUCCCGUCGACGGUUAAUGAAGGGUUAAAAAAUAUACAUACCGGGAGAGUUCAGAAUGUCGUACGCUCUGCAUGCAAGCGGGAAAAGCGGCACAAAGCCAAAAAAGCGCACCAGUGUCCAAAUCAUUGACUUAUUUCAAUGAAACAAAGGAGGGUACGCUCUUGGUAAAUGGUGUUAUACUUAUAUAUAUAUAUAUAUACUCUUGUGUCCUGUCUCUUCAAUGCAAAGCUUGGCUGCACGUCAGCCGUGAAUAAACACCUAAAGCGCCGUCACCCAGUUUGUAAGUCCAUCUAACUAACUAACGACGUUAUAUUGAAGUUGCUAAGCCUGUCGCGAUAUGCAAUGAGUCUAUGGUACCCGCGGGUUAUUAAAAGUAUUAAAAAAGCAUUUAAUUUAGUUUUCCAUUAAUAAAGGUAUUAAAAGUAUUAAAUUAGCUGUUGUAAGUCUAGAAUUUUUUCACCGUGGUCUUAAUUUUCAAGAACAUCUCAGUGCAACCUAAAUUAUAUCCAUGACAAAGUUUAUUUAUUAAUUUUUUUUAAAAGCCAUAACGAAGAUGACGCAUAAAAUAUUUACGAUGCACUGCACUACAAAUCGAAAUGCAACUCGUGCGUGCCAAACCACCACAACCGGCAAAACGGAGAAUCCAUCCACCUCUGCAUCGGGAAUGCGUCCGUUUGUCGGUGGAACGAAAAUCCUGCGGGCAGAAGUAUUGUGGAUUCUGAACACCAAAACAGACCACCAUUCAUACAGUGCGUUGCAAAAGUAUUCGGCACCCUUGAAUCUUGCAACCUUUCGCCACAUUUCAGGCUUCAAACAUAAAGAUAUGAAAUUUAAUUUUUUUGUCAAGAAUCAACAACAAGUGGGACACAAUCGUGAAGUGAACAACAUUUAUUGGAUAAUUUAAACUUUUUUAACAAAUAAAAAACUGAAAAGUGGGGCGUGCAAUAUUAUUCGGCCCCUUUACUUUCAGUGCAGCAAACUCACUCCAGAAGUUCAGUGAGGAUCUCUGAAUGAUCCAAUGUUGUCCUAAAUGACCGAUGAUGAUAAAUAAAAUCCACCUGUGUGUAAUCAAGUCUCCGUAUAAAUGCACCUGCUCUGUGAUAGUCUCAGGGUUCUGUUUAAAGUGCAGAGAGCAUUAUGAAAACCAAGGAACACACCAGGCAGGUCCGAGAUACUGUUGUGGAGAAGUUUAAAGCCGGAUUUGGAUACAAAAAGAUUUCCCAAGCUUUAAACAUCUCAAGGAGCACUGUGCAAGCCAUCAUAUUGAAAUGGAAGGAGCAUCAGACCACUGCAAAUCUACCAAGACCUGGCCGUCCUUCCAAACUUUCUUCUCAAACAAGGAGAAAACUGAUCAGAGAUGACGCCAAGAGGCCCAUGAUCACUCUGGAUGAACUGCAGAGAUCUACAGCUGAGGUGGGAGAGUCUGUCCAUAGGACAACAAUCAGUCGUACACGGCACAAAUCUGGCCUUUAUGGAAGAGUGGCAAGAAGAAAGCCAGUUCUCAAAGAUAUCCAUAAAAAGUCUCGUUUAAAGUUUGCCACAAGCCACCUUGGAGACACACCAAACAUGUGGAAGAAGGUGCUCUGGUCAGAUGAAACCAAUAAAUUUUGUUCCACUUCACGAUUGUGUCCCACUUGUUGUUGAU